Molecule: messenger RNA, 2589 nt
Organism: Colletotrichum higginsianum IMI 349063
Lineage: Eukaryota; Fungi; Ascomycota; Sordariomycetes; Glomerellales; Glomerellaceae
Product: Integral membrane protein
Exons: 2
Coding region: 1-2589 (862 amino acids)
Source: RefSeq, a predicted model, not a curated record
AUGGCGCCGGCAGAUGGGUUCUCGGCGCCCGGGGUCGCUUCGUACGACUCCAACACAAUGUCGGUCGGCGACGGCACCUGGGACUUUGAUAAGAAUACCUUCCUGUUGCCUAACCUAGUCGGCCUCAACUUCGAGACGAUGCAAUACAAUGGCAUGGGCAAUCGCUUCUCAACGGUCGCCCAGUACCACACUCUGGUGCUCGCCCACGGCGUCAUGGCCGCCAUCAUCUUCCUCCUUAUCGUCCCGGUCUCCGUCUUCACGGCUCGGUUCUACACAGCGAAGCCCGGCUAUGCGAUACCUUAUCACGCGCAACUGAACAUCCUCGCGGUGCUGAUGCUUAUCGCCGUCUUCGCCCUGGGCUGGUUCGCCGUCGGCCCCGAACGAAGUUUGACUAACCCGCACCAUGCUAUAGGACUGGCCAUCUUCGUCAUGUUUCUGCUACAGAUCAUAGGCGGCCGGCUUGUGAGACACAUUCGAGGACGCUCGAUCCGGAAGAUGUUUCAUCGCUGGAGCGGAAGGCUCAUUGCGCUCCUCGGCAUUAUCCAGGUUCCCCUCGGUCUAACGCUCUAUGGCUCGCCCAAGUGGACCUUCAUCAUCUACUCGCUCUGGGUCGCUUUUCUUCUGCUCGUCUAUUUCGUUCUCAGUUACCGUGCCGAGGGCGCUGAUCGUGGUCGCGACGUCUACAUCAGCGGUGGCCGUUCUGAAGGCCCGAGCGGCGUCACGGGGUCGGAAUACUACAGCGACGUGUACACUGAGAAGUCCAAGGGCCGCAAAUGGUUGGCGCCUCUUGCGGCCGGUGCGACCAUCGCAGCCCUGUUCAGUCGCAAGAAGUCCAAGGAGAAGGAGAAGGAGCUCAGCCGCGAGAGAUCCAAGUCGAGGAGUCGCAGCCGCGGGCCAGAGGUAAUAGGUUCUAGGCGGGGCUCGGCGAGUUAUCUCACCUCUAGAAGGGGCUCAUACACAUACCUCGAAGACGAAAAGUUCACCGAAGUGGACUCCCGACGGGAUGGCAAGAAGUCUGGAGGCGGUUUCAUGUCGAAGCUGUUCGGCGUCGGCGCUGCCUUUGGGGCCGGCAAGCUGGUCUCCAAUCUCAUGAAGCGAAAGGAAAAGCAGCCAUACGACGAAGAAUACUCGGCGGUUUCGGCAGAGACCCCAAGACGCCGCCCAAGCCGAAGCUACCCUGCCACCAGUGAAUACACCGAUUACACCGACUGGACCGAGGACACUCCACCGCCUAGACGUGGACCUCGUGAUGGUUCCAUCCUACCACCCCCUGGAGGUCCAACAGCUGCAGCCGCAGCUCUCAGUGCUGCCGAGCCACGAACAAAUCGACCCCCGCAUGCAAGGACCCGUUCGCAGUACAGUUUCGAGGACUCGGAGUACUCAUCAUAUGUCAGCCCGUCCAGACGGAAAGAUGACCCACCCGCCGGUCCCGCGGGCGGGGCCGCAAAGGGCAUCUUGGCCGGCUUGGGUCUGGGGUGGUUUGCCAAGAAGCUGGCCGACCGCAAGUCGAAGCGCACAGAGGAGCAAAGAAUCCGAGACGAAGAAGAGAUGAGGUCGGGAUUCACCGAAUCAAGGUACACUGCAGACGGGUUCUCAUCACCUUCCCGCGAUCGACGGGGCUCCCGGCGUGUCAGCGGACGUCGCCCGAGACCGCCGAUGUCGGCUUUGAGCACCGAAAUCACACAGUUGACCGAAUCUUCCGAGCUGGAGCCUCGACCUGCUGGCGCCGGCUACGGGGGGCCACCGAUGCCACCCCUAUCUGCGGGACCCCCGCCACCGAUGAUGCACACCGGGCCAGGAGGGCCUCCUGUUUACCCUGUCGGUCAUUCGCAAACAAUGUCAAGACACGAUGUCGUCGAACCAGUCGGCAUGCCUCCAAUGCCCCCGGACCCAGCAGGACUACUCCACCGCGAGUCUGAGAGCGAGGCCUACAUGUCACCUAGCGGGAGGCCCCGUCGACGAGACUCGUCUAAACGCAGGAGAGCCGGAGAAGAGGCGGCGGCUGCUGCAGUUGCGUCGGCCAGUGCGCUCGCAGCGGAAGAGGACCGCCGCCGCGCCCACUCGGAGCGCUCGCAGCCUGUGAGCGUCAAAGUCAGGGUUCACGACGACAAGGACAGAAACAUUACGCUACGGAGACUGACCGAAGAGGAAGCGGCCGCCAACAGGCGCGGGGAAAGCAGGAGGAGACGCGGCUCAGUCAGCAGUUUAUCCGGAAUCGAAGUUGGCAGUGGCCGACGUUACCGCCGCGACUCGAGUCAGAGACGAGCCGAAUCAGCAGCGGAGCACGUUGUCGAGGCCGGAGACCCCCUGCCGCCGCCGAACCCCGCAUUCGCUGCGGGCAGAAAGCCAAAAGACUCGGCCUACUACUCGGGAGGCCCGCCGGUACAAUCGACGCCGAUGGCUGGCGCUACUGUCUCUAGCAUAGGCAGCGAGAAUACUCAUGGUACCUGGAGCCAGAUGAGCCCUUCGCCCAGCGCACCUCAGACUAACCCUGUUGGGUCCGCAGCGGCCGAUAACCGUCGGAGGAGGAGACAGGAGCGUAGACGAAGCAGCUCGAGCCGACCGACAGGGGCGGACAUGUUCGAUUAG